Mercenaria mercenaria is the source of this 1435-nucleotide messenger RNA. RefSeq lists its product as uncharacterized. Bases 299 to 1315 code for a protein of 338 amino acids. The transcript is spliced from 2 exons. The record is from RefSeq and is a predicted model, not a curated record. NCBI's taxonomy places the organism in Eukaryota, Metazoa, Mollusca, Bivalvia, Venerida, Veneridae.
AUUUGUUCAUGAUGAUUACAAAAGUUGAAAGCUAUAAGGAAACUACGCUUUUGAAUAUUCUGAAGUUUAAAAUCUGUCAUGAAAAUACGUAAUUGUGUUAAGGUAUUUUCUUGUUUAUUGUUGUGUGCCAUCCUGCUGACAUACAGUUGUGUAUACAUUCUCGACAUUUUCGACAGAACAAAAGCAAGCGAAAUAACACAAGAACUGUCCUUUAUACAGAAAAAAAAGUGUAUGGAAGGAACAUAUAGUGACAAAUAACAUAUUGUACAGAGGUGGUCAAUACUUGACAGAAGAAAACAUGGAGAAUAUAAAAGUUCAUAGUGUCAACCAGUGCAAGAGUCGUAGAUAUCUUGUUUACAAAUGCGAUUCUUCAAGUUUAUGUGGGGGUUGGGGAGACCGCCAAAAUGGUAUUGUAUCAUCCUUUCUAUUUGCACUACUGACAAAUAGGACUUUCAUUAUCGAUAUGACAAAUCCUUGCAAACUGGAAAACUUUCUCCUGUCUAAUGUUUACAACUGGUCAAUAUGUAGGGACUACAUGAGAACACUGCCAAAGAAAAAUUUUACUAGCUUCAAUUAUGUUGUAGGUAGUAGAAAAUUUUUGAAUCAAAUUAAAGACUUUACUUUUGAUAGGAACUGGACAGCUCAGGUUAUAGGUUUAAGAUUCAAUGCAUAUAUGCGUGUUAUUGAUCAGAUUAGACAACACAAGCAAGCUAAAGCAAGAUUGAACUGGUUGUUGAAUGCUACAAAUGAGGAGGUUAUUCAUAGAGUACUGCACACUUUAUUUCAACCAAAUCAAAGAAUUCUGGAUGAUGCUGUAAAGCUCAAUACGAACAGGAUACAUGACAAGCAUUUAGUGUGUAGUCACAUCCGUAAAGGGAAGAAUCCCAGCAUUCCAGGAGAUAACAAGCUUCCUAGAGGAACUCCAAAUGAAACUUUGAUAUUUGACUUUUUGAAACAAUACAAUGAUGACAGAAAAUAUGCUAUCUAUAUUGCAACUGAUUCGGACGAAGUUAGAAGACUUGCUGAAGCAUCUAUUAAAUCAUACAUUAACAUUAACAGAACAAUUGUUCAUGUUGACCGACUGGGAAAACUGAAAAAGUAUAAGGAAGAAUCUUGUGAAGGAUUUUAUACAGUAAUUUUUGAGCAGUUUAUGCUAUCGCUCUGUGACACACUUGUAUUAACUCGAAGUAAUUUUGGUGGAAUUGCAGCAUAUAUAAGAGGCAUUUCAGACAACCUUUUCUUGUAUAAUCAAAAAACUGAUAUAAUACUUCCAUCUAACUUAACUUAUAUGCAACGCAUAUUCAAAUUUAUCUAAAACUGAAUUAUAGCGGUGUUUAUGGUUUUUUUAUGAUUACUCUCUAUUAUAAUUUUUGUGCUUAUAGUGUAAUGCCAUACCUCUUCUAGCACUUUAUUCAAAUAUUAUAAUAACAAGAGA